Molecule: messenger RNA, 5524 nt
Organism: Pecten maximus
Lineage: Eukaryota; Metazoa; Mollusca; Bivalvia; Pectinida; Pectinidae
Product: focadhesin-like
Biological process (GO): regulation of post-transcriptional gene silencing
Source: RefSeq, a predicted model, not a curated record
UGAGAGCACCUGUUCAGACAGGUAAAUCAAGAUGGAAGAUGUGAAGAAGAGGUUGGCAUUUGGUAACAUAGGUGUACAGACUCAGGCAAUUUGGAGACUUUAUAAUGAAGUUACGAAGAAAACAGCUACACUUGGACGAAUAGACUCCAAGACUCCUGAGUUUGUAGAGAUCAAACUUCUGUGGGAAAAAUGUGGUGACGAGAUUACUAUCCUAGCUAAGUCAGCCUGUCAAGUGUUGGUCCGUUUGGUAACUGACAACAACGCUGACUUCUUGUUUAUUCUCAACGGGCUCCUGAACCAAGUUCCAUCUGCCAGGUCCCUUUUGGGAAUUGUGAACGGAAUCAGCGAACUACUGGUCCUACAAAUUGCGCUUGCAGAAAAUCAGGGUCAGCCGUACUCUUGUCCAUAUCGUUUAAGGACACCCCCUCAUCCCUUCAUCACAGUUUUAACCAACCGACCAGAAGCAUGGCCUCUACUACAGCACCAGGUGUACUGCCUCUGUUGUCAUGGCAACAGAAGUGUACGACGGAAUGCGAUGGAGAUGCUGGCCACCUUCCUGAAAUUUGUACUGUUGGAACCGCAACAAAGCACCCAAUAUCAACCAAUGAAAACAAGUCUAGAGAGAACCCUAAUGCAAGUGCUUGGCCAAUCACAACAUCAGGAAUCUGCCAAGGGAAUUCUGGGUUUCCUUAUGAAAAUCCUGCCGUAUUAUCAGAUUUGUGAAUCUCGCGACCUCGCCCAGACCAGCCAGUUUGUGACGGAGAUAGUACUGAAAUGCUUAGGUUAUCCCGGAGUUGAUAAAUGUCAAACAGAGUUACGGAUCUUAGCAGAGUUUGGUUUAUCUCUUCACCACCAGGGGACGCUAAAAGGCCAAGGAGUCACAUCAUUGAUGGACGCUCUGAGGAAAGUGGCAUCUUCUUUUCCAGAGGUUAUGGCUACUGACCAAAAUUUGAUCACUAUGGCAACCACACUUCUUUCCUGCUCCAUUGAUCAGGUGCUGUCCCUGCUCAUUCUCUGUAAGCAGGUCCUGGAGACAGAUAGCAGUGAUAUCAGUCCAGUGGGAGCCAGGAUGUUGAUACUGCCCAUGCUCCAGAUUCUGGCCACACCCAGGUCUGAGUUGAUUGGUCGACAGCUGGGUAUCCUUCACAGCUUGGCAGGGGACAUCAUUCUAAACAUUGAGAAGGGAAGAGCCGUUUCUAAUGAAAUGACACUACAGCGAGACAGGAGGGUUGGGAUGACCACAGCUAGUUAUGAGGAUCAAAACUUUGUCAACUGGACAACAGUCUUCUCAAUUCAGUCCGAUCAAGCUGUGUCGUGGAUGGACAGUCUGAUGUCAUCACUAAAACUGACCAAUUGCAUCCCAUUUUCAUUGACGAACCUAGUUUCUGCAUUGUUUACCAUGAGCAGGAGUGAAGAGGAGGCCAGUCUGGCCCUUAAGACGUUGACCCUGAUAGCCAAUCAAGACAGCACUCAGGCUCCUUGGUUUCUUCCUCUGAUGCUGUACCAGUUAAGAAGGGAGAGCACUCCGUCUGUCCGAUUUGAAAUCAUGAUGACCAUACCAAAGCUUGCUACACACAAGGUGUGUGUUGGACCUAUCCUGAGAACCAUUCAGUCCUUUGGUACUUUUCCGGCUAUGAGGGGCCUUUACCUGCAGAUGUUAACAGAUUUAUGGAAGAUCCAGGACCGGUGUUUUCCACAGUUGCUAAUGGAAACAAAUAAAGGAUCCUCUGAUUCUCUGGAAGUGUUACUUUCCAAGGCCAAGGCCAUCAGAGAUGUAUGCAAAUUAAGACCAGAACAACAUGGCUCAGAUAUGCUCGUUCCGUUAUCGGACAUCCUCAGCCAGUGUACGAGAGAGGAGGAGGCUGCGGUGUCCUCCCUAGCUCUAGAAGGAUUGUACUUCCUGUGUGAAGCAGAGGUUAUUAACAUCCUGUCUGCCUGGUCCGUGCUUGCUGACAGUCUUGUCCGGGAUUCUCGACCUGCUGUGGUUGUAAAAAUCUGUGAACUGUUUUCCCUCGUCCCAUCAUUGGUAGAAGAGACAGCAGAAUAUGAGAAAUUCUGUGAAGAUGCUGUGAUGAACUUGUGGUUGUAUACGACUAGUGACAAUGCAAAAGUCUGCGGGGCUGCAUUCCAGGCCCUUGCCAUGUACAGAGCAGAUCAGUUCAAGGUGUCCUACCUUCCCCAACAUGUGACAGAAGAUUUGGGCAACAAGCAGAACAGAUGUCCCUGUGAAGAGGAACGCGAUAUAUCUGUAGAUGACAUGUUCCCGUUAGUACCAGGCCUAUGUUAUACAAGACUUUUGAAGACUCUGCCUACCCAAGUCCUGCCAGAUUACAAAGCAUUUUUGGCUGCCAUGGUUGCAAAAGAAGUCAAUGACUUACCAAGAGGAAUAUACCACUCAUCGCUAUGGAGACAGAGUGCUGCAACCAAUCAGAGCAAAGCUAUCGGAUCUAUCCCAGCAUUCAUUAUUGGUCAAUAUAAUAAGACCAAACAGCCUGGCUUGAGGCCAGGUUUGGCAGUGAGCACACUUUUCUGCUAUGAUCCGCCACUGGAAGUAGGCAGGGAUGGUCGUCCACGAAAACAUUAUGUUAUCACUCACAGUAAAAACUUCCAACAGAUGUUAAAGACUCUGUUAAAUGAGGUCCCUAUCCAGCCAUCAGAAUGGCACAGGAGUAUGGUAAUCCCCCAGGCCUGGACCUCGUUUAUAGACAGAGCCUUCACAGCCAUGAUAGAGGGCCGAAGGGCAGAGAUCGACCUCCAACUGAAGAGAGACCAUGUGUCGGAGGAUGAAGCCAGACUAAAAAAGCAGGUGGCAUGGUUAUGGGUUCGAGAUACCUUGGUGGAUGUUAUCAAGAUCAACUCCAGAGGAAAUCCCACCAUGCAGAGCAACUCCAUAUAUGCACUUGCAGGAUUGGCCGUCACUGCAAAUCGCUACGGCAAUGGGCUGGAUACAGAGGCUGCAAAAGCUGCUGAGGAGAGCACUGAAUUCAUGAGUCCUUCCCAUUGGCUUACGGUUGUCAUAGAUACCAUCAUGUCCCUGAUGGAUGUCAAUUUCACACCAAAAGGACAUCUGAUUGGUCUCUGUCAACAGCGAUCAGUGGACAAUCGUUUACCAGCCAGUGUACUGGCUCAGGCGUCAGCUUCCGUGGCCCUUAGUCAGGUCGUACCAGCACUCAUCACUCUGGAUGUUGAUAGAAUCUACACCACCAUCAACUUCCUCCUCACAUGGUUGCCAGGACAACCAAAUGUCCCAGAAUCACCUGUGCUACAGUUUCAUGGAGGACUUGGAUUGGGAAUGUUUCUGUCCAGACUUUUAGAGGAACACUUCGCUGAUAUCAGUGGAACAAAGGGUAUGUUACAGAUCUGGAGGAGUUUUGACAAGUUAGAGGAAUGUAGUCUUGCAAAGGGUAUAGAAAACAGGUCAGGAGCCAUCUUGGGUCUCGGUAUGGCUGUCUGUGCGAUGUGUGAGGAAGGGAAAACAGAGAGUCGAGCUCACGUUGUGUCCAUUUACGACAAACUGCUGGCCCUGUAUGACGACCUUGACCCUCUAGACAACAUAGUCCAGUCGGUCAGUGUUUGUACGGCCUGUAUCGCGGGCGCUGCAUUUAGCUCCAACAUUUUGUCGGUGACUAGAGUGGACACAGCCGUGGACAAACUGAUGACCACUCACUCAAACCACCCACAGGUAACUGGGGUGUGUCUGGCUCUGGGCAUGCUCUGUUACAGUCUCCGGAGGGCAGGUCACCCUGGAGUAGGGGAUGUGAGGACCAGACUGUGUGGUAGCUGGAUCAGGACUUUAUCAGCAGAGGACACAGCCCCGAUGGAAAAGGUAGCCAUAUUGAAUGGACUAAUGGCCUUGAUUGGAUCGGAGCGGACGCUAAUACCUGUCCAGAGUAGUGCUGUCAGUAGUGACCUGAACACUGAUGAUGUCAUCAAGGUCGCAUCACAGACAGUUGCCAGUGGAAACGACCUUGGAAUUCAGAACAAUGCAGCCUGGAUGCUGGGUCACCUGUAUCUAUCGGCGUGUGCUGUUGCUGACACAAGAGCUAGUGUGCCCUCUACCUACGGAUACUUGCCUGAGAAGAGUUUCCUACGAGCUGUAGUGGACUUUAUGGCAGAAGCUGGCAAAGCAGGAGCAGAAACUGUACCAAAGGAACAAGUUGAAUUGGCCUUGACCUCACUACAAGAGGAAGUAGAACAGGCACUGCCCCCUAUAAAUUGGGCAGGGCUGUUGACUCCUAUGAUGAGGAUGGGAUUCGGUGAUGAGGUGCGACGUCUCAGUUUAAAGUUGGCUGUGAAACAGAGUGGAACAGCUCCCACAGCGGCCUUGUUCCUAACGACAUGGAUGACCUUGCCUUUACUAAGUACACUGGAUGAGAGAUGUCAGAUGGUCCUGUACGAUGCCCUGCCUGUCCUGAUUUGCUCCAUUGCACCGACAGCUAUUGGAUCACUCCUGGAUGUAGGAUCUAGUCAAACUUACAUCAGUCCGGACGGUAUCCUAAACCAUGGCCUACUUCAUGUCCUAACUGGACUGACCAAUGCCCUCAAGGUGAAUGACCCACCAGAGGCAGUGACCGCUGUCCUGUACAAGGCUGUGGGUACACUCUACACCAAACUGGCAUCGUCUACUCAGGUGUCAGUGCUAUGUGUGCUGGCUGAUUGCCUUGGUAGCCUACCUGAUGAUCUCUUUGAUAAAAUUACUGGUGAGGAUUUCCUGUACGAUACGAGUCAUUCUAACGGUUGUCUAGUUCGCUGUUACUUGGUGGCCCAAGGGAAGCAACCCAUAGCCAUUCUUAACAGCUGUAUUGAUGCUACCUUCAACAACAAAAGAUGCAACCGUUCUCUGCUAUCCAAAUAUCUACAGCACUGCUUCUAUCAGAUGACCAAAACAAGGUCAGAGUUCACUGGGGUUAUGCAAAGGUUACAAUGGCUGGUUGAACUCUUGGGGCAUGUUCGUAACAUAGCAACAGGGACUACAACUCUAUCAGAUGACAUUACAAGCAAAACAGAGGUUAUGGAUUUAGCUGUUGAUGUCAUCGCUGCUGUCCUGUGUCUCUGGAUGUCGACGUCCUCAGCCUGUGUGUUAGGUAUCAUGCCACAGUUUUUGACCUGUCCAGAUACAUCAUUCUCACCAGAUUCUCGAUCGACAUGGAAACCAAGCAUUUUACCGAGGCAGAUUUUACCUGCUUACAUCACCAGCAUCCAAUCAGAACCCUGGGAUCACAUUCUACCGAAGGUUGUGGAUUGUAUGACAACACUCCUGUCUCAGCCUGAUGACGUCAUCAGCAGCAGGACCAGGAGGUCACUACAAGGUUCUCUGCAGAUUUUGAGACAUUCCACAGCCUUCAGGAAACCCAUGGUCUGGACCGAGAUAUACGAUGCUGUGUUAGUGAAAUGAUCCAGUUCUUUUGUACUGACAAACUCUGUGCGGAAUACUUGUGUAGCCAAGUGAUUUAUUCUGUAUCAUUUAUGAAAUCUUUUUAUCUUAAACUCCAAAUGGGAUAAAUAAAGAUAGACAAAUAUUUUG